Molecule: messenger RNA, 1089 nt
Organism: Anthostomella pinea
Lineage: Eukaryota; Fungi; Ascomycota; Sordariomycetes; Xylariales; Xylariaceae
Source: the annotation of a GenBank genome assembly
AUGUCGGGCAUCAUCAACAAGGUUAAGGACGCCGUCUCCGGCCACCACUCCUCCAACACCACCACCUCCACCUCCGGUGCUCCUGAGGGUACGCACGGUCCUCACGGCCGUGUUGGCAACGCCGCUGACCCGAGAAUCGACUCUGACGCCGAUCACCGUGCCGCCCCAGGUACGACUCACGGCACCACGGGACACACAGGUCCUACCGUUGGACACAACACCCACACUGGUCCUACCACGGGCAUUCACACCGGUCCAACCACUGGAACCAGCACACAUACCGGCUCGACCAACCAGGGCCCUCACAACUCCAAUAUGCUUAACAAGGCUGACCCUCGUGUCGACUCCGACCGCAGCGGAAACACCAUGGGCAACACCGCCGGCGACUACCGUGGAAGCGGCCCUGAGGGCGUUGCUGGCCCCCACAACUCACGUGCCCUGAACGCUGCGGAUCCCCGUGUUGACAGCGACCGCGAUGCGAGCCGCACUGUCGGCAACACCUACGGCAGUUCUGGCACAGCUGGCACCACCGGCGGCUACGGCAACUCUACUGGCAUGGAUGGCACUAGUGGUCUGACCGACUCGCAUGGUACAACUGGAACUCACGUAACAACUGGUACCCACGGCUCCAGCGGUCUGCCCGGUACCCACGGAGCGACUGGCACCCACGGCACCAGCGGUUUGACCGGUUCGCACGGCACCCACGGCACCAGCGGUUUGACCGGUUCGAACGCAACAACCGGCACUCACGGUUCUAGCGGUUUAACUGGUAGCCAUGGCGCUGCUGGCACAUACGGCAGUGGUCCAGGACCCGCUUCCAAAACCGCUGGCCCUCACAAGUCGGAUGCCUUGAACAAGGCCGACCCUCGUGUCGAUUCCAACAUGGAUGGAAGCAAGACCUACGGUGGUGACAAGACUUACACGUCUGGCCACAAUGUUACCAAGGAUCCUACCGAUGCGGCGCAAGUUCCGCCUUCAGAAAUGCGGAAGGUACAUGGGGAUCCUGCCAUCCAACACGGAGAUCACGGACACGGCCGUGACCGCCGGAACAGCUUGGCUACGGCGCAAGAAACGCACCGAGGCAUCUAG